Dovyalis caffra is the source of this 1458-nucleotide messenger RNA. The record is from the annotation of a GenBank genome assembly. NCBI's taxonomy places the organism in Eukaryota, Viridiplantae, Streptophyta, Magnoliopsida, Malpighiales, Salicaceae.
AUGCCAUUGAUACAUGAAACAAUGGAUGGCCCAAUUACAAGCACUAGGCUUGUGUCUUCUCCCUUUGAAGAUGAGACCGUCAUUUCUGUUAGGCCUCUUUUGUCCAGGACUUCAAGUUUUGCAGGUACUACAACCACUACUUCUUCUACUAGUUAUCAACAAAGAAGGCGACGUGUUGCCAGUGAAAACUCCCUCUCUUGCUUUUCAGAUGAUUCUUGUGGUCAACGCCAAUCUCUUGCCCGUGAAGUGGAUCAUGCUGCUUCUGAGACAUUUCUUCUUACUAGAUUGAGCUUGAAGCUUUUAAGAUAUCUGGGAAGUCGUGGUCAAUAUGAAAAAUUGGAACUUGUUGGAAGCACCAGAAUUUACUGUAUGGAUGGAUGGAUUAGAAAUAAGGGGGCUGUUUUCUAUUAUGUUGUGUUUAGGGUAGGAGUGUUUGAUCUUGUACAUUGGGUAGGGUACAGAUGGAUCUUGAGAUUCCUGGCCCUUGGUUGUUACUCUUUGAUGCUUUUUCCCGGUUUUAUUCAAGUUGGAUAUUACUAUUUUUUCUCCAGACGGGUCCUGAGAAGUAUAGUUUAUGGUGAUCAACCAAGAAAUAGGCUUGAUCUGUAUUUACCAAAAAAUACCGAUGGUCCAAAACCUGUUGUUGCAUUUAUUACUGGAGGAGCCUGGAUUAUUGGUUACAAAGCUUGGGGGUCUCUUUUAGGACAACAAUUAUCAGAAAGAGAUAUCAUGGUGGCUUGCAUAGAUUACAGAAAUUUCCCUCAGGGAACCAUGAGCAAUAUGGUGGAGGAUGCUUCUGAGGGUAUCUCAUUUGUAUGCAACAAAAUUGCUGAAUAUGGAGGUGAUCCUAACAGGAUUUAUUUAAUGGGACAGUCGGCUGGUGGACAUAUUGCUGCUUGUGCACUUGUGGAUCAGGCAAUCAAAGAGACUGGUGAAGGAGAGAGUACUACUUGGAGUGUUUCACAGAUAAAGGCUUAUUUUGGCUUGUCUGGAGGGUACAAUUUGUUUAACCUUGUAGAUUACUUCCAUAGUCGUGGUCUGUACCGAUCCAUAUUCUUAAGCAUAAUGGAAGGGGAACAAUCUUUACGACGAUUUUCUCCUGAAGUAAUUGUGCAGGACCCAAACUUGAAAAAUGCAGUUUCUCUUCUACCUCCCAUUGUUCUUUUUCAUGGCACUGCAGAUUAUUCCAUUCCAGCAGAUGCCAGUAAAAAUUUUGCUGAAACCCUACAAAGCGUUGGAGUUAGAGCUGAAUCAAUUUUAUACGAAGGGAAAACUCAUACAGAUUUGUUUCUACAGGAUCCAAUGAGAGGUGGCAACGAUAGGAUGUUUGAAGAUUUGGUAUCCAUCAUUCAUUCUGAUGAUAGAGAAGCCCAAGCCAAAGAUGCAGCGGCUUCUCCAAGAAGACGCCUUGUACCUGAAUGCAUGUUACAGUUGGCUCACAGAGUGAGCCCUUUUUAA